Molecule: messenger RNA, 1458 nt
Organism: Dichotomopilus funicola
Lineage: Eukaryota; Fungi; Ascomycota; Sordariomycetes; Sordariales; Chaetomiaceae
Product: acetylcholinesterase
Exons: 9
Coding region: 1-1458 (485 amino acids)
Source: RefSeq, a predicted model, not a curated record
AUGGCUCGGAUAGGUGUCUACCUAGUCACACCUGGUUACAUCGAUGGACUAACCGUCAAAACCACCACGGGAACUUACACAGGCCUUGUCAACGACACCACCCCCGACGUGGGCCAAUGGCUCGGAAUCCAGUACGGCGUAGCCCCCGUGGGCGAACGACGCUUCCUGCCCGCGGAGAAGGCGCCCGACCUCGGCGAGACGGACGCGAAGGACUACAAACCGAUCUGUAUCCAGCAGAGUGGGAACAAGACGGACGUCUUUUGGGGGCUCAUCAAGGAAUUCCAGAAUGCUGAUGAGCAGAGCGAGGACUGCUUGUACCUCAAUGUGUGGGCGCCGAAGAAGCCUAAGAAGGAAAAGUUGCCUGUUAUUGUGUGGGUUUGUGGUGGUGGGUUUAGGGAGGGGGGUGGGCAUGCGCCGUAUCAGGUUCCGGAUCAGUGGAUUCAGCGGACGCAGACGCAUUUGGUGGUGACGUUCAACUACCGCCUCAACGUCUUUGGCUUCCCAGGUUCGCCGGCCGCAGACCAGAACGCCGGUUUCACCGACAUCAGACUUGUCAACGAGUGGGUGCGGGACAACAUCGCGGGCUUUGGAGGUGAUCCCGACCGCGUCGUCCUCUACGGCCAGUCAGCAGGUGGCAACGCCGUCGCCUCGUACGGCUACGCGUACCCCGAAGACCCCAUCGUUACCGGCCUCAUCGCCUCGUCGGGCAGUGUCGGCGCGACCAACUCGGCCAACAACUCUGCCUUCCACGACCUGGCACAGGUGGUGGGCUGUGCGAACCUGACCUCGACCGAAGAGCUCGCGUGCAUGCAGAAGGUCGACGCGCUGGAACUGCAGAAGUAUGUCGAGGGCAUCAAGACUCAGGCGUUCAAGGGCUCGUUCCGGCCUAUUGCUGAUGGCGUGACUGCUUUUCCGAAUAAUACGGAGCGGUUGGAGAAGGGGUUGAUUGCUAAGAUUCCCAUGAUCACCGGUUACAACUUCAACGAAGGGGCGGCCUUCCUACCGUUUGACCCUGAUGCUACCGCGCCGCCCGCAGGGGGGGGUAUUCCAGGGGGCAAUGGGUUGGGAUGUGGUGUUGUGACCGAGGCAAAUGCCCGCGCUUCCCACGGUUUGAGGACCUACCAGUAUCUCGUUGCGGGCAACUUCUCCAACAUCACGCCUCGGUACUGGCUCGGCGGCAUGCAUAGCUCCGAGAUCCCCCUCGUGUUCGGCACACACUUCGAGUUCCGCGGUAACUCGACCGAGUUCGAGUGGCAGACCAGCUACGCAAUGGAAGCCUACUGGGUCUCCUUCGCAGCCAACUCAUCCGCCGCGCCAGUCGACCACCUCGGUCAGCCGUGGCCCGAAUAUUCCACGGCCGACGACGGCCAGGUUGUCGUGUUUGGUAAUGCGACUGUCCCCGGCGGAGCGUCGUAUGCUGAGCUGGCUUCUGUCGCGAAUCAGUACUCGGGGUGUUAG